Molecule: messenger RNA, 1050 nt
Organism: Macrosiphum euphorbiae (potato aphid)
Lineage: Eukaryota; Metazoa; Arthropoda; Insecta; Hemiptera; Aphididae
Source: the annotation of a GenBank genome assembly
AUGUGUUCCUACAGACAAGAAUGGGAGCAAUCGUAUCCUUUUUUAAAAAGAGUUGAUACAAAUGUUCAUAAAGCUUUUUGCAACGUGUGUAUGAAAUCAUUUAUGAUAUCGCAUGGAGGUUUGAAUGACGUUAAACGGCAUAUUAGCGUUCCGGAACACCUACGGGGAGAAAGAGCUCGAAAGAAUACUCAAACUUUACAACAGUUUUUAAAGCGCGAUGUAUUGACAACAGUCGAGGAAAAAGUGAUUGCUGCAGAGUUGACAAAUGUUUACCAUAGCUUGAACCAUAACAUGUCGUAUAAUUCUAUUGACUGCGAUUCAAAGCUAAGUCCCGUGAUAUUUAAUGAUUCUCAAAUUGCAUCAAAAAUAUCGCUUGGUAGAACUAAGGCGUCAUGUUUAAUUUACAACGUUCUGGCUCCAGCAUCAAUCGAAGAAAUUGUGGAAAAACUGAGAUUAGGCGUGUUUUAUAGUAUUUCGACAGAUGCGUCAAAUCACGGACAUAUAAAAUUAUUUCCAAUUAUUGUCAGAUUUUACUCGCCAGAUAAUGGAAUUAGCACCUGCCUGCUUGAUUUUUAUGAGGACCCAGAUGAAAAAGCUAUCGAUAUUUAUAGUAAUAUAAAAAAUAGAAUUAAAGCGCUGGGCCUAGAUUUCACAAAUGUAUCUGCUUACUCAGCCGACAACGCCAAUGUUAAUUUUGGAAAAAAUAAUUCAGUUUACAAACUACUUUUUCAAGAUAAUGCCAACAUCUUGCCUGCAGGGUGUUCAGCACACAUGGUACACAAUGUCAUCCGUCAUGCUAUGGAAAAGUGUGAGUUUGACGUGGAAAAUUUGGUACUUAAAGUGUAUGGGCACUUAUCCUACCAUGCCCAAAGAGUUCAAACUCUAAAAGAACAUUUUGCUGAUGCUGGAAUAGAAUACCAAAAUAUUAUAAGACACGUCAAAACGAGGUGGCUAUCAUUGCAUCCCGCUAUUGGAAAAAUUCUACGCGGAUUUCCAGCGUUGAAGUCUUAUUUUAUGUCUCUUGGAGAUAACUGUCCAGUGGCAUUAUGA